Messenger RNA from Nelumbo nucifera (sacred lotus), 981 nucleotides. Its product is annotated as 11-beta-hydroxysteroid dehydrogenase A-like. The record is from RefSeq and is a predicted model, not a curated record. Gene Ontology annotation, molecular function: oxidoreductase activity. Lineage: Eukaryota; Viridiplantae; Streptophyta; Magnoliopsida; Proteales; Nelumbonaceae. Gene Ontology annotation, cellular component: cytosol.
AUGGAGUUCCUUCACAAGUUGAUCAUGAAUUUGGUAGUUCCACCUGUUGGCCUCAUCAUUCUGUGUCUCACCCUCCCUUUACUCCUCAUUUAUAGGUUCAUCCGUUCCAUCCUGACUUUCUCAAGCCAAAAUAUCGCCGGAAAAGUUGUUCUCAUCACCGGAGCUUCAUCGGGAAUCGGGGAGCACCUGGCUUAUGAGUAUGCGAGAAGAGGAGCUUCUUUAGUCCUUGUUGCUAGAAGAGAGAAGAGCCUUAGAGAAGUGGCUGAAAGAGCUCGGCAGCUUGGGUCGCCUGAUGUUCUAGUUAUUCGAGCUGAUGUCUCUAAAGUUGCUGAAUGCAAACGUUUUGUUGACAGAACAAUGGACCAUUUCAGACGAAUGGAUCAUCUGGUUUGUAACGCUGGGGUCUAUAACUCUCACCUGUUUGAGUGUGGAAUUAAUGCAGAAAUUUCCAAACCAGUGAUGGAUAUCAACUUCUGGGGAUCAAUCUAUCCAACUUAUUUUGCUAUUCCUCACCUCAAGAAGAGCAAAGGAAAGAUCAUCGUCAAUGCUUCAGUUGCUGGGUGGGCCAUCUCACCCUGGGCAAGCGUGUAUGGUGCAAGUAAAGCUGCACUGAUCAACUUUUUUGAGACAUUGAGACUGGAGUUGGCACAGGAGGUUACAAUAACAAUAGUUGCUCCUGCAUUUAUACAGUCAGAGAUCACACAAGGAAAGCACCUAAACAAGGAAGGCAUCCUAGAAGUUGAUCCAAAGCUGAGAAAGAUCAUAAAUAGCAGAUUCCAAGUUAAGAGUGCAGGAGAAUGUGCAAAAGCCAUUGUGAAUGGGGCAUGCCGGGGAGAAAGAUAUGUUGUAGAGCCAUCAUACUACAGGCUGUUGUUCCUCUUCCAUUUCAUGUGCCCUGAGAUUGUUGAAUGGUUUGUCCGCUUAAUUUGUAGAAUUAAGCCGAUCAUAAGCAAGAGCAAUACCAAUGGAAUCAACAACUAA